GACCAUUUACUCUUACGACGCUAACGACCGUGUCGCUAUGGCACUUAUUGCUGCCCAGUACAACGACGUUCAUAUUCAUACCCCGGAGUUCAACUUUGGUGUGGAAAACAAGACGGAGGAGUUCCUCAAGUUGAACCCCAUGGGAAAGGUUCCUGUGUUGGUGACUCCUGAGGGUGCCAUCUCCGAGUCCACGGCCAUCGCUCGUUAUAUUGCCCGCAUGCGCAAGGACACUGGCCUCAUGGGAGCGACUUUCUAUGAGCAGGGUCAGGUUGACCAGUGGAUCGACUGGUGCAACGCGGAGCUUCUCCCCGCCGUCAUGCCCUGGUACUACACCGUGAUGGGAUGGAUGCCCGUGAACAUGAAGAACGUGGAGACUUCCAAGACCAACACCGCUCAGAAGCUCGCGAUUCUGAACGGAUGGCUCGAGAAGCACACCUUCCUGGUUGGCGAGCGCAUCACCAUUGCCGAUAUCAUCGCCGUGUGCAUGCUGCUGAGCCCCAUGAAGUUCCUGAUGGACGCCAAGUUCCGUGCUCCCUAUCCUUCUCUGGUGCGCUGGUUCGAGACCUGCGUGCAUCAGCCCCAGUUCGCCGCCGUGAUCGGCGCCGUGGACCUCUGCGAGGAGGCUCUGACCGUCGUGCUGCCGAAGAAGGAGAAGGCGAAGAAGGAGGAGAAGCCUAAGAAGGAGGAGAAGGCGAAGAAGGAAGAGAAGCCCAAGGAGGAGAAGCCGGCUGCGAGCCAGCCGAAGGCGAAGAACCCGCUGGAGCUUCUGCCGCCGUCGCCGUUCGACCUGGACAACUGGAAGCGCAUCUACUCGAACACGCACAGCGACUUCUACUCGGUGAUGGACAAGUUCUGGCCGAUGUACGAUCAGGAGGGCUGGUCGUGCUGGAUCUGCGACUACAUGUACAACGAGGAGAACACGCGUGGAUUCAUGACCGCCAACCUGGUCUCCGGAUUCAUCCAGCGCUCCGACUCCCUCCGGAAGUACGCGUUCGGCAACAUGAACAUCCUGAAGGACGCCAACGAGCCCUUCUAUCGCGUGAUGGGAGGCUGGCUGAUCCGCGGAACCGCCAUCCAGCCCAUGCUGGACGAGAACCCCGAUGCCGCCUACUACAACUGGAGAAAGGUCGAUGUCACCAACGAGGACGAUAAGAAGCUCCUGGCCGACCUCUGGUGCGCGUCGGAGACCAUUCAGGGAAAGGAGAUCAACUCGAACGAGGUCUUCAAGUAAGUCAGGCAGCAAGCAGGCAGGCACGGAAUGGACACUUUUUGGUUG
Messenger RNA from Blastocystis hominis, 1276 nucleotides. RefSeq lists its product as hypothetical. Gene Ontology annotation, molecular function: glutathione transferase activity; translation elongation factor activity. The transcript is spliced from 3 exons. Lineage: Eukaryota; Bigyra; Opalinata; Blastocystidae. Gene Ontology annotation, biological process: translational elongation. The coding region runs from base 485 to 1231 and encodes 248 amino acids. The record is from RefSeq and is a predicted model, not a curated record.